Messenger RNA from Diprion similis, 1193 nucleotides. RefSeq names its product carbohydrate sulfotransferase 11-like. The transcript has 7 exons. Lineage: Eukaryota; Metazoa; Arthropoda; Insecta; Hymenoptera; Diprionidae. Gene Ontology annotation, cellular component: membrane. Bases 1 to 1170 code for a protein of 389 amino acids. Gene Ontology annotation, biological process: carbohydrate biosynthetic process. Gene Ontology annotation, molecular function: sulfotransferase activity. The record is from RefSeq and is a predicted model, not a curated record.
AUGGGUACGGGGAUGAAAGAUCAACUUAUUACUGAGGAUUACAACGAACUUUCAGAGCAAAGAUGGACACAAACGCAAGGUACAGCAUGGUUAGCGCUGAAACGAUGCAGACUGAUGAGCUUAAUACCAGGACUGGUAGCUAUCAUUAUCAUUGGGAUAAUUGUAUUUCUUACCAAAAAAAUAAAAGAAGAUUUUAUCAGGGAUGCAUUCAAGUCCGUUCCAACAGACACCCACGAGCUAAGAUUGCUUUUGGAUGAAGCCAACAGGGAAAAUAGUCGCAGAAUUUCUACGGUGGAAGAAACUUGCAAGCAUUACCAUUUGGGUCGGUAUCAGGACCGAAAAAUCAACACUUUCUAUAAACAUCCACCAGCUCCACAGUAUACAGUCUUCUACAUAGACAAGGUACACAACUUAUCCUACUGUCCAGUGUAUAAAGCUGGAAGUACCACAUGGUUUUACAAUUUAUGUUUGCUGAAUGGAAUCCCAGAAGAAUCACUGUCUAACAGCAAUGGACAGAUCUCAAAGAUUGCACGAAGCGUCCUACCGGAAAUGGAAUUACCAGAGACCGUAGAGGCUCUGGAAAAAAGUACCAAACUGCUGGUGGUUCGACAUCCUUUUGAACGUUUGCUCAGCGCAUAUCGUGAUAAACUGGAAAAUUCGGUGGCAGGCAGGGAACAUGGGACUCUUCACUUCUAUCGAAAAUAUGGAUCCAAGAUUGUCGCAAAAUUUCGAGAUAAGAAUGUUCCUCCUCCAAGGUCAGAUCAGGUAAUCAGACCGAAGGAAAUUCCACCUCCCGCAGGAAUAGAACCAACAUGGAGGGAGUUUGUCCAAUAUUUAAUCCACACGGAUUUGGCGAGUUAUGGAGAUGAUCACUGGAUGCCUUAUUAUCUAUUCUGUACCCCGUGCUUGGUCAGGUUUAACAUCAUCGCAAAGGUCGAGACCUUGUGGAGGGACCAGAUAUUCGCAAUGUACGAACUUGGAGUGGAGGACCAAUUGACGCCCAAAUGGAAACACAGCAAUGCCGGUAGUUCCGAUGCCGCUAAAAUUUACUUUACCCAACUAACUUCUGAUUUGGUGAUGCAGCUUUAUGAAAAAUUCAAACUGGAUUUCAAACUCUUCGACUACUCACCCGAGGAUUAUUACGAAUACGCUACACUCAAUGCAUCCUGACCUGGCUUUUUGCAAAAUCAAGA